Messenger RNA from Alligator mississippiensis (American alligator), 1460 nucleotides. RefSeq names its product cytochrome P450 2A5-like. Gene Ontology annotation, biological process: xenobiotic metabolic process. Bases 83 to 1090 code for a protein of 335 amino acids. Gene Ontology annotation, cellular component: intracellular membrane-bounded organelle; cytoplasm. Lineage: Eukaryota; Metazoa; Chordata; Crocodylia; Alligatoridae. The record is from RefSeq and is a predicted model, not a curated record. The transcript has 5 exons. Gene Ontology annotation, molecular function: heme binding; iron ion binding; oxidoreductase activity, acting on paired donors, with incorporation or reduction of molecular oxygen, reduced flavin or flavoprotein as one donor, and incorporation of one atom of oxygen.
GAUGGAUGGAUGGAUGGAUGGAUGGAUGGAUGGAUGGAGAAGAGACAUUUAAACACACACACAUGCAUGUGGGGAGGAAUGGAUGGGGAGGCAGAAGGGCUGGAUUGUUAGAAAUGGAUGGACAGAUGGAUGGACAGCCUGUCCACAUGCCCACGAGGCAGGCUGCAGGGGUUUCUGGUUCCUCUUGCAGCUCUACGACAUGUUUCCAGGCAUCAUGAAUUACCUGCCUGGCCCCCAGCAUAAGGCCUUGAAGCUGCUGGCAGGGCUGGAGAAGUACAUGGAGAAGAAGGUGAAGGCCAAUGAGGAGACCCUGGACCCCAACUCCCCACGGGAUUUCAUUGACUGCUUCCUCAUCAAGAUGCACCAGGUGCUGGGCGGGGGUGUAUCAGGACUCCUCUCUGCUGCCUGCCCUCAACAGGAAAAGCACAACCCAUCCUCUGAGUUCAUCAUGAAAAACAUUGUCCUGACGGCCGUCAACGUGUUCUUUGCUGGGACGGAGACAGUCAGCACCACCCUGCGCUACAGCUUCCUCAUCCUGCUCAAGCACCCGGAGAUCGAAGAAAAGAUCCACGAGGAGAUUGACCGGGUGAUCGGCAGGAACCGCAGUCCCCGGAUCGAGGACCGGAGCCGCAUGCCCUACACGGACGCUGUCAUCCACGAGUGCCAGAGGUUCUGUGACAUCCUCCCCUUGGGGGUGUCCCGCCGGACAACCACGCAGACCCACUUCCGUGGCUACACCAUCCCCCAGGGCACCGAGGUGUUUGCACUGCUGGGCUCGGUGCUGAAGGACCCCGAGCACUUUGAGAGACCCGAAGCCUUCGACCCCGGGCACUUCCUGGAUGACAAGGGGCAAUUCAAGAAGAACGAGGCCUUUAUGCCCUUCUCCAUUGGGAAGCGGUUCUGUUUCGGUGAGAUGCUGGCUCGCAUGGAGCUCUUCCUCUUCGUCACCAGCAUCCUGCAGCACUUCCGCUUCGAGUCUCCCAUCGACCGCCAGGACCUCGACAUCUCCCCGAAGCUGGUGGGCUUUGUCAGCCUGCCCUGCAGCUACCGGAUCUGCCUCAUCCCACGCUGGGGGGGGGUCUCAGAGUAGAUGGGACAUUGGUGCGGGGUACAGGGGAGGAAGAUGGGGAGCACAUGCAGAACCCUGGGAUGGUCUGUCAUGAGAGCUCAUCCCCUCAGUCCUCCCUCCAACCCCACUUGUCACGGCUCAGGCACUGGCACAUCCCCAGCUCCUUUCCCUUCCCUCUGCUAUGGCCUUUCACAUUUGUGCAUGAAUUAUGGCAAGUGGGAACGGUGGAGUGAGAUGAGCUGGUUUUGGGGUUGCCAAUGAAAGGGUUGUGUUGAAAUCCCAUCUUUGUAGGGGGGCAGUCUUGUUGUCACCUCUGGGGUCCAUCAUUGAAACCAAUGGUUCUGGCUUAUGUAUGGGGGUUUCUCUCCAAUAAAAGCCUCUCGCCCCUUUG